AUGGAAGAGGAACUUGAUCAAUUCGAAAAGAACAAAGUGUGGAAUCUAGUUCCCAAACCUGAGAAUGCUUCAAUCAUUGGCACAAAAUGGGUAUACAGAAACAAGCUAAAUGAGGCUGGAGAAGUAGUUAGAAACAAAGCCCGGCUCGUUGCUCAAGGAUAUUCACAACAGGAAGGUGUUGACUAUGAUGAAACUUUUGCUCCUGUUGCCAGGUUGGAAUCCAUAAGAAUUUUGCUUGCAUAUGCUUCUUUUAAAAAAUUCAAACUUUUUCAAAUGGAUGUUAAAAGCGCCUUCUUAAAUGGGUUCAUUGAAGAAGAGUGUAAUGAACUUGAAACAUUGGUUCUUGGCACUCAUAUUGUGCUAAAUUGCUCUGUUCUUGACUCUAUUUUUGGUUGCGCCUGCUCUGGCUUUUCGGAAUUACCAAAAAAAUUUUGGCCUGAAUCUCUUGAAGUGUCGUUUGACGAUGUUAAAAAAUCCCUCUCAAAUUCCUCCUCUGUUCCUGUUCAACUUGAUGUCCAUGAGGCCUCUCAACCUGGUCCCUCUACCAAAGGAAAAAAUUCAGAUCCCCCUGCUGUCUCCUCUGAAUGCUAUGAAGAACUUCUCGCCAAACUUUCUGCUAUGGAUGCUCAAAUUGAGUCCAUUAAAGACUUAAUGGCAUCCACGUUAUUUCAAGUGGAGAAGAUUCGCGAUGUGACUAGAGAAACAGUCUUGAUUGCUGUACGCAGAUCUAGAUCUGAAUAUAUAUGUAUAAUCAAAAUUAAGUCCAAUAUAUAUACUGACCCUGAAGUCUAUAUAUUAAACCAACUUACAAUAUCAGCUUCACAAAGGUUUCUUAGAGUGAAAAUGGAGUUAGUGUACUUGUGCACAGCUCUGGGAAUAGGGAUUUUAACCUUUAUUAAUGUGCUAAAGAGAGUAAAUGGCUGGUAUUAUUUACUCAAACUUAGUCCGGAGGAAAGUCGUUUGCCUCCAGGUGACAUGGGCUGGCCAUUCGUUGGUAAUAUGCUUUUUCUCUUGAAAUGUUACAUCGGUGGAAAUCUCGACGCAUUUGCAGCUUACUUUUCUACUCGGUUCGGGCCAGGAGGGAUGUACAUGGGACACAUGUUUGGAAGGCCAAGCAUUAUUGUCACAACGCCCGAAACGUGCAGGAAAAUCCUGAUGGAUGAAGAGAAUUUCGCCGUAGCAUUUCCAGACUAUAUGUUGAACCUACUAGGAAAUCAAGAGAACCAAGAACACAAGAUUCUUCGUCGAACAGCAGCAAACGCGAUAAAAACUCACGGAUCGUUGUCCUACUACUUUGACAGCGUGAACAAAAUCGUGAAAGGUUCCUUCGACAAAUGGCUUGCCACAGAUGAACCCCUCGAGUUGCUCUCUGAGAUGAAAAGGCCUGCAUUUGAGGUGCUUAUGCAAGUUCUUGUAGGCGGCGAAGAUGGAGUUUCUCGACAAGUGCUUGACUAUGUUUUCAAGGAGAAUCAACACAGGUUUAAAGCUUACAAAAGCUUGGCCGUUAAUAUCCCCGGAUUUGCUUUCUACAGGGGAGUCAAGGCUAGAAAAGCAGUAGGUAGGAUGCUUCAAGACGUAGUAAAUCAAAGAAAAGUGAUGAUUGCAAACAAACAAGAAAGGCCCAAGAGCAUGCUGGACGCGAUGCUAGACACUCAAGAUGAACAUGGAAAUGGAUUUAGUGAUGAGGAUAUCAUUAAAGUGCUACUCUCCUAUACAUUUGGUGGUUAUGAAAUUGUUGCUCUGGUUGCCAUAAAGACAAUUAUGCAUCUGGAAAAACACCCUGAGUUGUUGCAGAAAGCAAAAGAGGAACAAGAAGAAAUAGUUAACCGAAGACCAUCUCCAGAUGCAGGCCUUACUUUCGACGAGAUUGGACAGAUGAAGUAUCUUUCUAACGUAUAUCAUGAAACACUACGAUUUGGUAGCACUGAAACAAUCUUCUUUAGAAUUGCAAAAACUACUGUUAACAUAAAUGGGUACACCAUACCUAAGGGGUGGAAGGUUUUGACAACGUCAGGGCAUUGGUAUAUGGACCCUAACACUUAUGUGAAACCUAAGGAAUUUAAUCCUUCAAGAUGGGAUGAUGCAGAGAUCAAGCCAACCUCCUUUCUUCCUUUGGGAGUAGGUCCCCGAAUGUGCCCAGGAGCCAAUUUGGCAAAGCUUACGAAUUUAGUAGUUGGUCAUUACUUUCUUCUUAACUACAGGCUUGAGCAAGUUAAGCCACCGAGCAAAGGCGAGCCUCCUGAAAAUUGUCUAGUGAGAUUCAAGAAGAUCUCAGCAUAAUAUGAAUGACAACUUCACCAUGUUUUCCAUUAUUCCCCACUUGCAUUGCUCUUUAUCAUGAUGUGAAUCUUAAAUUGGCCUUUUCUUUUAAUAGCAAUCUGUCAUAUGAGCAUGGGCACCUUUGUAAUAUUUUAUCAAUAAUGAAGUUGUAGUCCGGUGGUUCCAUCUUCAA
This is a messenger RNA of Lycium ferocissimum, 2452 nucleotides long. RefSeq names its product beta-amyrin 11-oxidase-like. Bases 1 to 2280 code for a protein of 759 amino acids. Gene Ontology annotation, cellular component: endoplasmic reticulum. NCBI's taxonomy places the organism in Eukaryota, Viridiplantae, Streptophyta, Magnoliopsida, Solanales, Solanaceae. The transcript is spliced from 12 exons. Gene Ontology annotation, molecular function: iron ion binding; ent-kaurenoic acid monooxygenase activity; heme binding. The record is from RefSeq and is a predicted model, not a curated record. Gene Ontology annotation, biological process: sterol metabolic process; multicellular organism development; brassinosteroid homeostasis.